This is a messenger RNA of Colletotrichum costaricense, 942 nucleotides long. RefSeq lists its product as uncharacterized. The record is from RefSeq and is a predicted model, not a curated record. The coding region runs from base 1 to 942 and encodes 313 amino acids. NCBI's taxonomy places the organism in Eukaryota, Fungi, Ascomycota, Sordariomycetes, Glomerellales, Glomerellaceae. The transcript has 2 exons.
AUGGAAUAUUCGAUGCCAGUUGAUCAGGGAACCCAAAACCCUGUCAGCGAAGAGUCCCAGAACAUAGCUCCCCAGUAUCAGGAGGUGGGAAAAUGUCAUCACCCUCCCUUCCCGAAGCCUUCUCACAUUCUCUUACUUACGACUUCCCGGGAUUUACCGCCUUACCGCCCUCUGUUCGUCGCGAUGUAUGCUGCGACACCUCUGUUGAACCUCACCUGCAAAAGCUUUUACUGGUGCAACCAGCUUCGACCGCAGCAAGAGGUGGCUCGAUGUGAAUUUGUCCAACUUUUCCUGGGCGCGCUGGCCGUAUCUAAAGCCUGGUAUGCUCUUACCAACGAGGAGCUCGAAGCAUUCGAGCAAAGUCGAUACUCGCGGAUGGAAGUCGAGUCCUUGGCGCGUCAACUCGAAGACUCGUUGCACCAAAUGAUGGUUCGCCUUGACGAUUUCUUCUUCUUUGGGGCUUUGACAAGAUACCCUCACAAGCCAAUUGGCACUAACAUUCCCAGGUACUCGCACGUGGAGUUGUGCACAGGCUUUGGCCUGACUGGCCAUGGUCCAACAUUCAUGAAGAUGUUUGGAUUGAUCAUGGAAACUGUUCGAACAUGGCAUCCUUCCCUCGAGUACGUGGGUCAAGAUAGAUGCGAUGAGGGCACAUGUUUUGACAGAGUCAAUCACGACCAUGAGCAAAGAGCUAUUGAGGCCUAUAAGAAGACAGGCAAACAUAAGGGAUAUCUUCCUCUGAGAUCGGACAGCCCCAAAACGCUCAUCCGGAUCGUCAAAGAAGACCUCCCCAAUGGAGAUUGCUUCUUCCACGUGGUUUAUUCUGACCCUCAACAGCAAAUCGAUCCAGACGCAGAGUACGUGGACGAUGAGAACGAUGGCGGUUAUAACGACAGUGAGGAAUAUGAGGAGGAUGAAGAUGACGAGAUGAAUGAUUUGUAG